CAAAACUCUACAGUAUUCUAUUCGCGUGAAUCUCGUAUACAGACAAAGUGAACUCAUAAUGCGUGAUAACCAAAUUUCAGACUUAAUACAACUCGCAGUAAAAAAUGAAAAUUUCAUUGACUACAAAUUAGACAUUCAUGGAAAAUCAGGACCCGGUGAUGGAUACAUGGGCAAAAUCACCUUUGUUACUGUUACUGGCAAAACUAAAACACAAGAAACAAAAACGUUGAACUUGGCCAUCAAAUCUUCCACAGAAAACCAAAUCUUUAGAAAUCAGGUACCCAUCAAACUGCUUUUUGAACAAGAAAUUUACAUUUAUGACAAGGUCAUACCAACUUUUAAAAAAUUUCAACAAGAAAUGGGAUUUCGAAGCCCAGUUUUAGAAUCCUUACCUACAUGUUAUACUACGCAGCGGGGUGAAAACGAAGUUUUAGUAUUGGAAAAUUUAAAAAACAGAGGUUUUGACCUUUGGGAUCGGACAGUUCCGAUGGAUAUGGGUCACAUUAAAACACUUUUAAAAGCUUAUGCAGAAUGGCAUGCAUUUUCGUUAGCUUUGAGGUGGAAAAAUCCUGAAAAUUGUCAAGAACUUGUGAAAAACUACGUCAAUAUGUGGUCUUACCAUAUCCACCAAGUCGAAAUUGAACCUGUGUUUUUUCAAUACCAUGAAGAAGUGAGAAAGUUUUGGGAAAAGGACGAAAAGGAUAUAGCCUCACUUAAGUUUUCAAAAGAUACUAUCAACUAUAUUCUCCAUAAAUUAAUUGCUGAGGAUCCAGAAUACCACGUUAUAUCACACUGUGAUGGGUGGACAAAUAAUUUCAUGUUCAGACUGGAGCAAAAAUCACAGAAACCAGUAGAAGCUUCUAUAAUCGACUGGCAGCUUUCUGGUUUAUCGUCACCAGUGUUGGACUUAUCUUACUUCAUUUACACCUGUGUUGACACUCAAGAGCAUGCAGAUGUAAAAGAAUUGUUAAAAAUUUAUUACGCUUCACUUAGUAGCUCUUUAUAUCAACUUAAAUGUGAUCCUUCCGAAGUUCUGUCUUUUAACACGUUAGUUCAGCAGUGGAAAAAGUUCUCGUGCUAUGGACUGCUUUUUGGAACUUUUAUCCUACGAUUUUCUCUGUGUGAAAGUGGUGAUGCUCCCGAUUUUGUGGAAGGCAUUCCAAAGGGAAAAAAUUUGUUGAAAAUUUUGAUUUCAACAUUUCGAAUCGAGAAGUGUAUUAUAAGCGCGUUAGAGAUAAUAUGUUACAUUAUGUAAAAAAUUUAAACGCAUAAAAAUAUUACAGAUGCAGUAAAAAUUGUUUUAGUGGCA
Molecule: messenger RNA, 1309 nt
Organism: Zophobas morio
Lineage: Eukaryota; Metazoa; Arthropoda; Insecta; Coleoptera; Tenebrionidae
Exons: 2
Coding region: 59-1255 (398 amino acids)
Source: RefSeq, a predicted model, not a curated record